ACGAGUUCCAACAUGUUUCAGUUUGGUAUGUAAGAGACUCUCGGGUGUGUUAUCGCGAUAUCUUGUUUAAUGAAGUAACUAUUCGGAAUCGCUAAGAUUUCGUUUAAAAAAUAAUCAUCGCCUCGGUCUUUAUAUAUACAAUAACUGUAGAUAUUGAGAAACUGAUUAGAGUGAUUUUUCCUGAAAGAAAGUAUUGUAGUAACUUCGGCCAAUAGGCAGUGACGUGAUAGGCGGGAACCGCAGUGAAGGGUCUAUGUGUGAUUGUGUGUAGAGUGGAAUUCAGCCUACGCUACUAGCCUACGUGAAAGACGGUAUCUUGUGUGCGCAUACGUUUCCCCCGAGGCAUCUACGCUGCUGCACUAGCGUACGAGGAUAGCCAGAGUACGGUGGACCUUGAAUUCAGUCGGUUCUUUUUAAUCUCUUACAGCGGCGUCCGGUCAGCUAUAAAAUAAAAAUGAGUGUGGCCAAUAUGAACCUACCGACCGGUCCGUUUCGUUUGGGCUGGAAAAGAAAGGCGUCGGAUGAUGAGGAUGAGACAGUGGAUUUACAAUCAAAGAAGGCAAAGUGCUCAUGGUAUGUGACUCUACAGAGCGAAUCACCUCAACCAUCUGAUGAGGAUAAUGAGUCAAUAUAUAGUUUCCAGGAAAAAGAAACUGACAGUGCCAAAGAUACCUCAGACACUUCGACGCAUACCUGGGUCAGCAGUAGUGAACAUGGGGAUGUGUCUGUGCACUUAGAGUAUGAAGUGGACUCUCUGUCAGAGGAUGCAAAUCCUUUUGCACAGGACACAUCAUCUUCCGAUCCUGAGGACAUUAUGGCGAUUGGUGUACUAACUGCAAUCUGUGAUACGGAUUUGGGUCUAGCUGCUGACAGCGAAGAUUCUCGUAGUUCCAUCGACAGUGAAAUUGGUCGAGCUGACUACUGGACCUGCGUACAGUGCAACGCGGACAACAACAACCCGUUGUUUCGUUACUGCGAGAAGUGUUAUCAGACAUGUUGGCUGUGUCGAAGGACCAAGAGAUACCCUUGUUUCACAUUAUGCCAAGGUUGCUAUAAGAUACGUAAGAAUUUCUUUCCACCAAGGCCAAAAAGAAAAAAACAUCGGCCACGUCGUGACCUUUCCAAGAGUAGCAGGACCAGCUUGACGUCGAGGGAGGACUCGAAGGAGGAGCUAACGAGUAUGGACUCCGGUCUAGGUUCCAGUCAAGAAACAAAAUGUUCCCUAUCACUGGAGCUUGAUUUAGACAAGGUAACACGACCAAACCAGAGCGAAACACCCACAUCGUCAGCCUCGUUGUCGUCAAAAUCGGUAGACACCGUUGAUAGUGGCUUUCCAAAUAUAAACUCGGUGUUCGGGUUGGAUUUUACGUCGGGCGCGGAUUUCUCGUCGGGUGACAGCGACAAGUUAACAAAGGAGACAUCAUCGUCCUCCUUGUCAACCUCGACCUCGACCUCGACCUCCGACGCCGGGACUAAAGAGACUGUUCGGGAGAGCGCGCUCGAGAAAAACGUAAAUGAACACGAUACGGAAUCCGGAAUUGAGAGGUCCUCUUCGGCGAGCGACGGCGCCAAGGAGUUUCUUGCUAUUGAAGAUGCCGUUCAACCUAUCCCAAGUCGCAAGAGAAAGCUGUCCAAUGUGUCGCGAGAUGAUGCCGACACCGAUGAGGUAGAUUGUAUAUCGAAAAUCAAGAAAAGAAAAGGCACUAGAGUAGAAUCGGGCGCUGAGAGUAAACAGUGUCUCAUUUGUACUGUCGCAAUUAAAGAUGGCGUCUUUGUUCACGGCAGUACAUCGCAUAUAUGCUGUUGUUAUCGCUGUGCGGUAAAAGUUUGGCGCACCAAUGGACGCUGUCCGAUUUGCAAUCGUAGAGUAACGAAUGUAAUUAAAGCAUUUUUUAUGUAAACUUUAAAUAUUCGGAUCACCGUAACAGGAAGGAUAGGUACAUUUUUUAUAGAAAUUUAACAAUUAUUGAAUGACUUAUGUGUUGCAAUUGAUACAUGGUAGUUGAGAGCCUGAUGAAUUUAUUAAUGGUAUGCAUAGAGCAUAGGUCGUAGAUAGGAGCAUAGACUUCAUCUUCAUACAAACCACUGGUCCACCAUCAUCUAUUGUACAAUAAAACGUCUUCCCCUUCUUUAUGCUUUGACUCAACAUGAUCAAAAGCAUUGUAUGAUCGCUUUUAUGUGCCACUAUGAUAUUUUCUUGUACACAUACAAUUGACAUUUAAUGUCGAAUCCUGUUUGAGAUUCGCUCGACUAGGCUAGGUCGUAAAAAUUGCAACAAGAUAAAUGCAACAGAUUUAUAUUAGGAACGUGCAAGCUCGUUCGAUUCUUGUCGAAUCGACGUUUCGCAUCAUCCAAUUUAGUAUUUUGCCUUUUUCUCCGGAUAGUAGUCGCACUGGAUUACUAAUUACUUGUCCUGGAGAAGAAACGGGUGGUAUUAUAAUAAAAUUCGCGUAUUCCAAAUGCAAUUAGCAAUAGUGUGUUGCUGCAUUUGCGAUAACGCGGGAGCGAGGAAGAAUAUAAAUAGAAAGCGAAGGAAAUGUAUAUUUUUUUAACAGUUGUCAAAAUACGCUUGCUCAUUAUAGUCUACCGUAGUCUUACAUAGUAAAGUUUGUUCAUUCGGUGUUGCGAAUUUACAAUUGCGAAUUUUUCUGGUAAUAAAAUGCAUAAAUGUUGCAUAUAAACCCUGUACUAAUUAACUUGUUAAGUUUCGUCGCAAUUAAUAGAACCAAAAGGAAGAAUUAAAAAUGAACUAACAGUAUUCGUACAAGCACAAGAAAACUUCGAUGUGUUCCCUAGCUUAAAUGAAAGAGAACGAAUACAGAAAUUAAAAACAUUAGCUCAGUCCGUCGAUACCUUGUACGUAAUAAAAAUCCGUGCCUUUUAAAUCAUUAA
Cephus cinctus (wheat stem sawfly) is the source of this 2892-nucleotide messenger RNA. RefSeq names its product E3 ubiquitin-protein ligase Mdm2. Bases 455 to 1900 code for a protein of 481 amino acids. The transcript is spliced from 7 exons. NCBI's taxonomy places the organism in Eukaryota, Metazoa, Arthropoda, Insecta, Hymenoptera, Cephidae. The record is from RefSeq and is a predicted model, not a curated record.